AUGACGAUACACCUCCCAGAGUCGCAAGUCCAUAAGCCUUGGAGCGGGGAAAGUGUGAAAGAUAUCGCAACCACAACCAUACAAAAGUUACGGUAUCCCUCGAUAAAAGGGCUAUGUAGCGAGAUUGUUCGCAAGACCAAUGAAGAAUGGCAUAACAUAGAUUCUUAUGUCACCAAGUUACUGGAGAAUAAUCCAGGGUUAUCAGAAAAUGAUUGUUUCGCAGUCUGUUCAAAUCAGAUUUCGGAUUGGUCAAACAGUGUCUCUAAAUACGCCUCCACGUUACUUUCUAAAUGGAAGGGACUCGAAAAACAAAAAUGGCUUGAGCUCGCAAAAAAAGCCUUUCAGCAUAAACUUUACGAUGAGAAGAUUUCAUCUAACAACGCUUCCAGGUCAUCUGAUUUGGAGGAUGUAGAAAGUGUCCGACAACUCGUUCAGUCACACAGAACAAUUAGAGAACAAAAUUAUGAAAAAGUUAAAGGCUCAAUAGUAGAAAAGCUCUGUAAAAUAUUUCAAUCAGAAUAUUCUGAAGUCGAAUCGAAAAUAAUUUCAGAGACAAAGUUGACGAUAAUCAAACAACAGAUAAGGAUAGGUUCAUAUUCUUCAUACGAUAUGCAUUACUAG
Molecule: messenger RNA, 621 nt
Organism: Acaulospora morrowiae
Lineage: Eukaryota; Fungi; Glomeromycota; Glomeromycetes; Diversisporales; Acaulosporaceae
Source: the annotation of a GenBank genome assembly